Messenger RNA from Botrytis deweyae, 219 nucleotides. RefSeq lists its product as uncharacterized. The record is from RefSeq and is a predicted model, not a curated record. The transcript is spliced from 2 exons. NCBI's taxonomy places the organism in Eukaryota, Fungi, Ascomycota, Leotiomycetes, Helotiales, Sclerotiniaceae. Bases 1 to 219 code for a protein of 72 amino acids.
AUGCCAGCUACUUUCCUUUCAUUCAUCUUGAUAUCUUCUGGGGUCUCAUUCUCAUCCUCCACCCUGAUCAACCGCUGUGCCACAGUACUCCUUCCAUUCGCAACCUCUUCAGAAUUCAUUUUCCACCGUACAUUGGACCACAGAGAAGAGGUUCCAGAGUUGCAUGGUGGUUCAGCUGCACGAAAUCACGAGGAUCCGUCAAACUCGACCAAACAAUAA